Messenger RNA from Penicillium griseofulvum, 3318 nucleotides. Its product is annotated as SacI domain and endonuclease/exonuclease/phosphatase family protein. Gene Ontology annotation, cellular component: membrane; cytoplasm. Lineage: Eukaryota; Fungi; Ascomycota; Eurotiomycetes; Eurotiales; Aspergillaceae. The transcript is spliced from 7 exons. The coding region runs from base 1 to 3318 and encodes 1105 amino acids. The record is from RefSeq and is a predicted model, not a curated record. Gene Ontology annotation, molecular function: phosphatidylinositol-3,5-bisphosphate 5-phosphatase activity; phosphatidylinositol-4,5-bisphosphate 5-phosphatase activity. Gene Ontology annotation, biological process: phosphatidylinositol dephosphorylation.
AUGUCAAAUCUUCGGGUUCUCUGUCGAGAUCAGCCUCAACGUACAAUUGCGCUGGUUUCGUCGGACCAUGCUCUAGUGUUCCACUACACAUCAACAGACACCAGUGCGAAGGACAGCCCACGCUGUCAAGUUGAGUUCUCGGACUUGGAGGAAGUGGACCUACAAGGCUACAGGCCGUUAGGAUAUGGAUAUGGAACCCUUGGUCUUGUUACUCUCAAUGAAGAUGUGUUUGUCUGUGUCGUCACCAGCUCCUCGCAAGCUGCCACCGUGAGACCUGGAGAAACCGUAUCAAGAAUUGACAAUGUAGGCUUCUAUUGUCUCAAUCGUUCAGAAUACGAGUACGGCCUAGAACAUGAGACCGCGUCUCAAUUCGCGGCCGAGGAGCGACUUGGCACAGAUGGGAAGGAUGUGGUAACUGACCAUCCUUUUCUGGCCUUAAAGAAGCUCCUUGGAGAUGGAAGCUUCUAUUACAGUCUCGAUUUCAACCUCACAGAUCGUCUGCAGGACCGAGCCAACAAACUUGUGGCGUUCGACAUCGACACUCUUGAUGAAGAUAUGCUGUGGAAUUCUUACAUGAUCAGUCCACUUCUCUUUUUCCGGAGCCACUUGCCACCAUCCGAUAAAGCCAAAUUAGAUGCAUCGCAGAUGUUAACCUGUGUUAUCCGUGGAUUUGCUAGUACACUCAAAGUACCAGCGACCAUCUCAAUUCUUCCUCAUGUGCGAACAAAUUUUCCUUCAAUGUUGACAAUCAUAUCCAGACAAUCUUCUCGGCGUGCUGGUACGAGGUUUAAUUCGAGAGGCAUUGAUGAUGAUGGGCAUGUUGCAAAUUUCGUGGAAACCGAAACUAUUCUGUGGAUUUCACCCGGCAUUGUGUUUUCAUAUGCUCAAGUCCGAGGCUCGGUGCCUAUUUUCUGGGAACAAGCUCCAGGCCUCAUUCCGGGUCAGCAAAAGAUCGAGGUCACACGGUCGAGCGACGCAACACAGCACGCAUUCAACAAACACUUUGAAUCGUUGGAGUUGGAAUAUGGUGCAGUACAUGUAGUAAAUCUGCUAAGUGAGCUGAAGCCUGGGGAAGCAGAGUUGUCGUGCAAGUUUCGACAGCACAUCAACAAGAGCUCAACCCGACAGAAAGAAGGUGAUGGGACAUCUCCACAUCGGAGCCUCUUGCGAAUGACAGAAUAUGAUUUCCUUGCUGAGACCCGAGGUCCUUCGGGAUAUGAAGCCAGUUCUCAGAUCAAGCAUGAGCUUAUCAACUCAUUAGAUGAGUUUUCCUAUUUUCUGUCGGAAGACUCAGGUCGUCCUAAUAAGACCUCCUACGACGGGGCUGAUGCAGUGAACAACUCUUCGGUCAUUCUACAGCAGGAGGGUGUUUUUCGGACUAACUGCUUGGAUUGCCUGGACAGAACUAACCUCGUCCAAACCAUCAUCAGUUCGAUGGCAUUUGAGACCUUUUUAUCACAGCAAGGCGGCAGUCUCAGCUCGGACUUGCAGGUUCGGCAUUCGACCAUCUGGGCGGACAAUGGUGAUGCUCUUUCGAAGAUCUAUGCCGGCACUGGCGCCCUUAAAUCUUCUUUCACCAGACACGGGAAAAUGUCUCUUGCCGGGGCACUUGCAGAUGCACGGAAGAGUGCCACUCGACUUUAUGUCAACAAUUUUACAGAUAAAGCCAAACAAAAGACGAUCGAUCUUCUCUUGGGGAGGCUAACCAACCAACUUCCUGUAUACCUUUACGAUCCAAUCAAUGAUUUGGUUAUUGAGGAAUUGAGCCACCGAACUCCAGAAUAUUCUUCCCGCAAACAAGUCCGGUUCUGGGUCGGCACUUUCAAUGUGAAUGGACGUGAUGAAGGCCCAGGUACUGACCUCACUCCCUGGCUUUUCCCAGGGUCGGACGAGUCGGACGAAGAUCCAGCAAUAUUUGUUGUAGGAUUCCAGGAAAUUGUCGCCCUGAGCCCUCAACAAAUCAUGUCUACUGAUCCUAGUACCCGCAAGGUGUGGGAAAGAGCAGUCUACGAUUGUUUAAAUGCCCAUUCAAAGAUGAAAGGGACUGGAAAAUACGUGCACCUGAGGAGUGGCCAACUAGUCGGCGCUGCCGUUUUGCUUUAUGUGAAAGAAGACUCACUGAAGUACAUCAAAAACGUUGAAGGCAGCACCGGCCUUUCCGGGAUUGCUGGCAACAAAGGCGGCUGUGCUGUUCGCUUCGACUUCUCGAACACGAGUGUUUGUUUUGUUACCGCACAUCUUGCUGCUGGAUUUGCAAAUUACGAUGAAAGAAACAGGGAUUACGAGAUUAUCGAUCGAGGCCUGAGAUUUCAAAAGAACCGGUCAAUCGCUGAUCAUGAUGCAGUGAUCUGGCUUGGUGAUUUCAACUAUCGAAUUGGGUUGGGCAACCCAAGUGUAAGAGAGCUUAUCUUGCAGCGAGACUACCGAAGGCUAUAUGACAACGAUCAGUUGAAUCUGCAGAUGGUAGCGGGCAGGGUGUUCCAGUUCUAUUCAGAAGGCCCAAUUGAGUUCCCGCCCACUUAUAAGUACGAUGUUGGAAGAGAUAGCUACGAUACAUCUGAGAAAGCACGGAUCCCUGCAUGGUGUGAUCGAAUCUUAUGGAGAGGAAGCAGCCUUCGGCAAACUAACUACCAAACUGCGGAUUUGAAAGUGUCUGACCAUCGUCCAGUCUGGGCAACCUUUGAUUGUGUUAUUGAUAUCGUCAAUUAUACACUGAAAGAAAGUCUUAGGCGAUCAAUAUACGAGGAGAAACAAGGUCAUGGUCACACUUCUCUUGCAGACUCCGUCUCUCUUUUGGACUUGGAUGAUGAUGAUGAAACCACACCGCAUGUUUCUAUCGCACCUGGGCUGCCACCGGCAAGCUCUGACAGAAGCCGAUGGUGGCUAGACAAUGGCGCAUCAGUAAAAGCAACAGUCCAACCACCGAAACAAGGGUAUAUUCCAAAUCCCCAACGCAAAUCCAAUCCAUUUUCUGCAGAUGUCGAUUGGGUACUGAGUCCGGACUCGAUUGAGAACAAAAACGCCGAGCCUAUUCCAGUUACGAAGAAGUCAAUGCUACCUCCGCGGCGUGACACUUCUGAGUCGUUCACGGAGUCUUUAUUGCCUCAGGCAGAUGGAACUAAGAAAGUUCGACCGGCUGUUCCUCGCAAACCGCUAUCACUAAGUUCUCAGGGGAAAGUCGGGACAGUAUCACCUAGUAGUCAACAUACAUCACGGCAGGACAGUCCGGGGGAUGGCGUCACCGCCGGUAUGGGCUCUACAGAUCUCCUCAGUGACUCAGGCAGUGAGCAGAUCGAGUGGAAGCCGCUGUUUCAAUGA